AUGAAAAUCAGAAGCAAUUCACUCAGGAAUUACAGAAAAUUGCGUGAAGAAGUUCAAUCCCUCAAAUCUGUUAAAGGAGAUGUAAACACACUGAGAACUGAUAUGGGAAAUCAAUUUCAACUUCUUCAAUCUGCUAUGGGUAAGAAGUUUCAAUUGCUUUUCGAUAAUCCAGUUUUCUCUUCAGGGUACAAUCAUGGUAGUGAUGAUGGUGAAAUACCAGAUCCUUCAUCUAGUCAGUACUUUCAGAAUUAUCCACAGGAUAACCAUCAUCGCCGACUUGUUCAAACUCCUCAGUUGGGUGAAGGUCAGUUUUCCAAUUACAGACCUAAAAUUGACUUUCCUCGUUUUGAUGGUACUAAUCCUAGAACUUGGAUUAGGAAGUGUAAGAAAUACUUCUUUCUACAUCAAAUGAAUGAUGAACAGAAUGUGCACAUGGCUACCCUGUACUUGGAUGGCAAAGCUGAUGUUUGGUUCCAGGAUUACCAAAUAGGUAAGGGUAUUUUGUAUUGGGAAGAUUUUAUUAUUGAUGUUUGCACUAGAUUUCAAGAACUGGGUCAUGAUAGUGUUAUAGGGGAGUUUAAUAAGCUAGACCAAACUAAUACAGUCUUGGAGUAUCAAGAGCGGUUUGAGGAACUAAAGGACUUAAUGCUAGCUAAGAACCCAUCUCUUCCUGAAGAUUACUUCAUCCAAAGUUUUAUUAGUGGCUUGAAGGAGGAUAUAAGAUUAGUGGUGCGAAUGUUCACUCCUUCAACCUUACAGCAAACUAUAUUUCUAGCUAGAAGACAAGAAUGUAUCAUGGACAGGAAUGCUAAGGACCAGCCGAAAUAUUCUCACAGAUUUAAUUCUGGAAGUAAGACAUUAAUUGUUCCUAACAAACCCUCAGUCUUGUCUCCAUUAGUCACUACCCCUAUUGUUACUAGUCCCACCACAAGUCCUAAGUUGCAACCUGUGAAGAAACUCACUUAUGCUGAUAUGCGUGCAAAAAGGGAGAAGGGACUCUGCUACAAUUGCGAUGAGUUGUACACCAAGGGUCACAAAUGUAACAAACAACAACUCUAUAUGAUAGUAGCUGAUGAUGAGGAUGCAGUUCAUUCUGGGGAAAUGGGAGAAGGUUCUAGUCCUCAAAUUGUUGAGUUAGAGGAAUACAUGGAGAUCUCGGUGCAUGCAUUGGCUGGUAACAUUUCUCCUACAACUAUCAAGAUUAAGGGAUUUGUAAAGAAGCAUGGCCUCACCAUCUUAAUCGACAGUGGCAGCACUCACAGCUUUCUGGACCCUGUAGCUGCUAAGAGAAGUGGUUGUACACUCACUCCUACCCCAACUCUACAGGUUACUGUUGCUGAUGACAACAAAUUGCUCAGUCAUGCCAAAUGUGCUGAGUUCAGUUGGAGUAUGCAAGGACAUAAUUUUUCUCAUGACUUACAUAUCUUAGAACUUGGGGGAUGUGACAUGGUCCUAGGUGUGGACUGGAUGCGCGAAAAGAGUCUUAUGGUUUUUGACUUCAAGAAGUUUCUAGUCAAGUUCCAACGCCAAGGUAAGGAGAUUGAACUAGUAGGACAUAAGGAAGAAGCUGCUCUUUCACAAAUGUCAGGCACCAAAAUACGCAAGCUACUCAAGAAAGGCAAGCAAGGUUUUAUUGGGCAUUUAUUUUCCUUAUCGGCUACCACACCACCAGAUGACAUUCAACCACAGAUUGCUGCAGUGUUGGAUCAAUUCCCUACAAUCUUUCAAACUCCAACAUCACUGCCCCCAGUACGAGCUCAUGACCACCACAUCAAUCUUACUCCAAAUGCUUCUCCUACAAAUUUACUUCCUUACAGAGUGCCAUAUAUUCAAAAGGAGGUGAUUGAGAAGCUAGUACACGAAAUGUUGCAGGCAGGGGUCAUUCAGCCAAGUCACAGUCCGUAUUCAUCUCCUGUAAUCUUGGUCAAAAAGAAAGACGGUGACUGGCGAUUCUGUGUAGACUACCGCAAGCUAAAUGCCAUAACUGUUAAAGAUAAGUAUCUGAUCCCCGUCAUUUAUGAACUACUUGCUGAAUUAUCUGGUUCAACUAUAUUCUCCAAAUUAGAUCUCCGUGCUGGCUAUCACCAGAUUAGGGUUCACAAGAUGAUAUUGCAAAAACUGCCUUUCAUACACAUCACGGGCACUUUGAAUUUCGAGUAA
Papaver somniferum (opium poppy) is the source of this 2160-nucleotide messenger RNA. RefSeq lists its product as uncharacterized. The transcript has a single exon. NCBI's taxonomy places the organism in Eukaryota, Viridiplantae, Streptophyta, Magnoliopsida, Ranunculales, Papaveraceae. The record is from RefSeq and is a predicted model, not a curated record. The coding region runs from base 1 to 2160 and encodes 719 amino acids.